UACAGCAUCCCCUUCAAAGUUCUCGGCAGCCAAGCCGACCGGCAACUGCUGCACUUCUACUGCUGUCAAGCGGUCGAGAGUCUCCCAAGCUUCUCCGAUCCGACGCUGUGGACGCGCCUCAUCCUCCCGCGCUGCCACGCCCAGCCCAUCAUCCGCAAUGCACUCGUCACGCUGAGUGCCCUCUACCAGGACCACUACAGC
This is a messenger RNA of Aspergillus fijiensis CBS 313.89, 201 nucleotides long. RefSeq lists its product as uncharacterized. The transcript has a single exon. The annotation marks the transcript as partial. NCBI's taxonomy places the organism in Eukaryota, Fungi, Ascomycota, Eurotiomycetes, Eurotiales, Aspergillaceae. The record is from RefSeq and is a predicted model, not a curated record.